GUUCCAGCGCCCUCGGAAGCUCCGGGCCCCACAAACCACAUGGCACCCGCUUUCUACCACUACCUGCAGGUGCCCAUGGACGAGAAAUGGCAGGAGCAGGGCCGGGGCAUCCGCCCGCGGUACCUGGCGGCCGCGGCCCUGGUGCUCCUGUUGCAGGCGGUCUUGGUCGCCCUGCUGAUCUACUUCGCCGUCAGGGCGAACAGCGAGGCCUGCAGGGACGGGCUGCGGGCGCAGGAAGAGUGCCGCAACACCACGCACCUGCUGCAGCGCCAGCUCACCCGCGCCCAGGACAGCCUGCUGCAGGCGGAGACGCAGGCCGACUCCUGCAACCGGACCGUGGUGACCCUUCAGGACUCCUUGGAGAAGAAGGUGUCUCAGGUCCGGGAGCAGCAGGCCCGCAUCCAGGAGCUUGAGGGCAAGGUCAUGACGCUGAACCAGGAGCUGGAGAAGCUGAGGACCGCAGAGGAAGCUUCUGGAACACUGCAGAACUCUGCCAGCUCCACGGUGGUCCCCAGCCUACUGAUGCUCACAGCGCUGCUGAUCCUGCCCUUCUGAGGAUCCAGUGCUCUGGGCCACAGCCUGUUUUGACACAGAUGCGGUUGCACCUGUUUGAAGUCGCUGGGGAUCACGGUGGCUCUGGAGGAAUCGCGGCAGCCUCGAGGAUGUAGAAGCCACCUGGUGGAGCCUGGAUUGUACCUCCCUCCCCGCCUUACGACCGGGGACGGCGAGGGGUGCACCUCCUUGUUUGUUUUCAUGGUUAUUGGGGAGGGGUCCCUUAGUUCUGGUGUUUUCGAGUUCCGAAAAAUAAUUUGGAAAGAAAACUUGCUUCUAAGUUGCUAGUGUCAUUGGGUCCCCUGCUUCCCUGCCCUGCUUCCCACCUCUUGUAUAUUAUUAACGGACCAGCCUUAAUUAUAUCCUUCCCAGGGGCUCAGGAGAGAGACCAUGAACGGCGAGGACUAUUUUCAGGAAAAAGAAUCUCAGCACAACGAGCUCUUUGUCCGUCUACUUUUUCCCUCUGGGAUAACAUCCUGUCUGCACAGCUUCAGUUCUGUUCUCGUGCCUAGCUCCUUCCUUGCCUGAUUUC
Molecule: messenger RNA, 1084 nt
Organism: Onychomys torridus (southern grasshopper mouse)
Lineage: Eukaryota; Metazoa; Chordata; Mammalia; Rodentia; Cricetidae
Gene: Bst2
Product: bone marrow stromal cell antigen 2
Exons: 5
Coding region: 40-555 (171 amino acids)
Biological process (GO): defense response to virus; innate immune response
Cellular component (GO): cell surface; Golgi apparatus
Molecular function (GO): metalloendopeptidase inhibitor activity
Source: RefSeq, a predicted model, not a curated record